GCUGGGGACUCUCUGAAGCAGGGAAAAGGUGCUUGGGAGAAAAGUGCAGUGCUGAGCCACCUGAGGUCGUGCUAGCCUCAGGGUUAGGGCCAUCUGGAGGUGGCCAGCUCCUGCAGCGGGCGGGGCCGGGAGGGGCGGGGUGCGGACGCUUGCACCUCCUGGACACCCGCGGUCACACGUGUGACCGAAGCUGGCAAGUGGACACCUCUGAGGCUUGGAAGAGGUAUCCUGGAACACUGAUGGCAAACUUCAAGGGCCAUGCUCUCCCAGGGAGCUUCUUUCUAAUAAUUGGGCUGUGGUGGUCAGUGAAGUACCCACUGAAAUACUUUCACCAAAAGGGCUUGAAGAAGAACAAACUAAGCCAGCAGCAGCAGCGUAUCGAGAUCAUUGAAGGUGCAGUGAAGACUGUGUUUGCAAUCAUUGGAAUCCUGGCAGAGCAGUUUGUUCCAGAUGGACCUCACCUGCACCUCUACCAUGAAAACCAAUGGACCAAGCUGAUGAAUUGGCAGCACAGCACCAUGUACCUAUUCUUUGGAAUCUCAGGAAUCAUCGACAUGCUCACCUACCUUUACUUCAACAUUGUGCCCCUGGGGUUAGACAGAAUGGUUUUGGCUAUGGCCAUAUUCAUUGAAGGUUUUCUCUUCUACUUCCACGUUCACAACCGACCUCCACUAGACCAGCACAUCCACUCACUCCUGCUGUUCGGUUUGUUUGGAGCGACUAUCAGUGUCUCUCUGGAGGUUAUCCUUCGGGAUAAUAUUGUGCUGGAGCUUUUCCGAACCAGUCUCCUUAUUUUUCAGGGAACCUGGUUCUGGCAGAUUGGAUUCGUCCUGUUCCCGCCAUUUGGAACGCCAGAAUGGGACCAGACGGACAUGGACAACAUCAUGUUCAUCACCAUGUGCUUCUGCUGGCACUAUUUUGUUGCUCUUUGCAUCACGGCCAUCAACUACUCCCUUGUAUACUGCUUUCUGACUCGGGUGAAGAGACACAUACAAGGAGAAAUCAUUGGAAUUCAGAAGCUGAAGUCUGAUCACACGUACCAGUCAACCCUUUUGAGUGGGUCGGAUGAAGAGUGACAUGAGGCUUGGGGGAGUGGAGACCUCACAUUGUUUUUAAACAACAGCUAGAAAGGAUGCAGCUUGUCCCCUGGACUCCCAGGCUUGCCUUUUGUGCUCCUGUCCCCGAGACUCUAAGGCUUGCCUUAUGCGCUCCUAGGGCUCCAAAUACCGCAUCCCUCAUCUAAUACAAAGCUAGAGGCUCAAAUACAGGAAAUUAGUCCUCGAGUGGUUUUUAUGCACCAUGUUAUUGGAAUACUUAAGCAUAGCUUUACUUAAAAUCUGUAUUAGAGUAGUAACACCAUCCACACAGAAAAAUGAACCUCUUCCAAAAGAAGGCCUGUCCUUGUAGAGGAAUGACUUUAAGACUCUGAGCACCUACACUAGGAAGUAACCAUGUGGAUGAAGCAGGCCGGUCACAUGCUGCUUCUGAUAACUUGCCCCUCUUCUCUCAAUCAAGAAGGUACUUUCUUCUUAGAAAUGUACCAGAAGUUAGCUGAAGACAGCUCAGCGUCUUUAAUGCAGAGCCAAGACUCUAACUAAUUUUAAAUAAAAAAGCAACUCAUAA
Messenger RNA from Mastomys coucha (southern multimammate mouse), 1623 nucleotides. It is a transcript of the gene Tmem45b, whose product is annotated as transmembrane protein 45B. The record is from RefSeq and is a predicted model, not a curated record. Lineage: Eukaryota; Metazoa; Chordata; Mammalia; Rodentia; Muridae. The transcript is spliced from 6 exons. The coding region runs from base 240 to 1076 and encodes 278 amino acids.